AUGGCGUCAUUCACAUCAACGUACCAGCGCGCUGACUACCCGGAAUCAGAACGCGUAUUCUAUGGUUCCGAGGCUGCGUUUGAUGCAAAGAAGCUCACUGCUGGCGUUCGAUGCGUCGAAUUUGGUCCGCAGUUUUACGUGGAACGUAUACCAGGUCUCGAGGUGCUGCAGAUGGAUUGCAGUGGCUGGGACUUAACCAACGCCGAUGUCAAGGUUAUUGCAUCGCGCAAUCCGCACCUUAGAGAAGUCCUUCUACACAGGGCAUUAGAAAUCACCGAUAAAGGCAUCGUUCAUAUUCUUAAGAACUGCCCUUCGAUCUCCAUAAUAAAGGUCACCGGACCCGAAAUCGCGACUGGACUUGUAACUGGAAAGUUCGCUGGGUUUCUCAACCAGCCAGCCAUAGUCGAAUCACGCACAAACCUCGAAGCCAUUUAUCUUUAUGACCAGGGAACGGAUGAGUCGAUAAUCAAAGGUAUCUCCAAGAAAUGGCGUAAUCUCCUCAUCUCCACCGGAAUCACUAUGGCAUGCGGUGAUGUAUGGUCGUUCCAUUGGCUUGGAGGCAAGCGUUUAAAAGAGGGGGAAGAAAGUACUCUUGGGGAUAUGGGAUAUCGGUUGCCAAAAGUAGAUGAAGACUUUAAAAUCCAUCCGUGGAACGUCAGCUUUUCGCGCCAAGAGCCCUCGAGAUCCGUCCAGGCCGGUGCUAGCACGUCUGACAUACCAGAAGGAGGCAAUUCCGACAAGAGUGGAGCGGGGAGUGACGGUGAGGAAGACGAAAACGGCAGCGAAGACGAUGACGAAGACGACGACGACGACGACAGCAGAGCCUGGGCAUCCGACGACAGUGAUGAUACUCUAGGUUACGAUCCUGAGGAGGAGGCAUACUUCCAUGAUAUCUACACCGGUCGUCGGUCUGUGCCAGUGUACGAACCGUACGACGCCGCUGAAGUCCCAUUCUCAAAGACGCUGUACUAUCAUUCGAAGGAAGCCUGGGGAAGGCUAUGGCCUGAGGACGUUAAGCGUACUAGCAUCCAAAGUAUACAUUUCACUGAUGAAUUCUGCGUUACUGAGUAA
Messenger RNA from Alternaria incomplexa, 1071 nucleotides. RefSeq lists its product as uncharacterized. Bases 1 to 1071 code for a protein of 356 amino acids. The transcript has 2 exons. Lineage: Eukaryota; Fungi; Ascomycota; Dothideomycetes; Pleosporales; Pleosporaceae. The record is from RefSeq and is a predicted model, not a curated record.